UGUCGUAACACGCUAGAUGACCGUUGCGCUCUCUACUAUGGUAAAAGUGCAGAGAUUGUCAAUUAUAUACAUAGAAGAUGCUCCGGGAUCCCACAAGGAAGACGUUUUAAUGACAUCAGUCUUACGUACGUGUGAUCAAUUUACGCGUUUUUUUCCUCUCGACGCUAAACGCAUUUUGCGAUCUCCACUAUUUGUAAAAGCUGUGGUGCAGUGUUGUCAGCGUUAAUGCUGUUUGCAGGAGGAAACUAUGGACCAUGUUUAUGCUUUAGCAGCGGAGACACUACCAAAAGUGGCGAGAAAGCGACAGAGGACUGAAAAAAAGCGAGAGAGAGACCGACUGAGGCAGAAAUUCAGAGUAUACAUCGGCGAGGCCUAUUUUAGGUGGAAAGCGCUAAUGGCAGAGAAAGGCAUGAAGAAUGACGCGGAGGUUGCUCAUUAUCUGCUGGACAGGGUGUGCGGUAAACAGCUUUCAGAAGACCAUUUUGGGGCACCUCGCAGAAAAAAAGGAAGACCACAGAAAAUAACCGUGCCGGAAAUAGAGGAGACUCUGAAUGAUUCAUCCCAACCCAGUCCAGAUCCACAAUCACCAGACCCAUGUCAGCCCAUCCAGGACCCAGAGUCAACUGAUCUCUCUCAGGCCAGUUCGGAUAACCAGUCUCCUUAUGAAAGUGCCAACGUAGAGAUCUUUGGGAUCUCUUAUGACCUCCCUGCUACAUUGCCGAAGCAAUUAAAUGAACCAGCACAGUUUGAAAUAAAAAUGGAAGAUGAGUUUGAAGUAGAUGUCAGCACCAGAUCCUGUUCUCCAUCGGACAAUCUCAAUUUUGUAAUUAAAAGUUCAACUUCAAGCACAACUACAGCAGAAGAAAACGAAGAACUCUGGAAAGCAAUAAAAGAAGAACCAGAACAGAUUGAACUGCAUCCAGAAGGUUGUUUACAUGUCGGCGUGAGUUCCAUUGCUCCAUCAGACAAUGAGGAUCUCAGUUCAGCUACACAAGGAAUUGUACUGGAGAAGGAACAAAAAUGGGGGGCCAACAAUCCUGGUUUGACAGGACUCUUCAGGACCUGUCAUCAAUGUGGAGAUCCAGUUCUGGAAUUCAAAACGGUACAGUCGGGGAGCCUCAUCCGCGUUCAGUGGGAAUGUUCGAAGGGACAUCUCAUGUGGCUUUACCCCAACAACAACCCAACGUAGUACAAACGGCAAAACCAGACAAGGAAGAAAAAGGACUUCAAAGUGUGUCUAGGUUUAAUAAAAUGGAGUGAAUGAAAAAAAUAAAAAAAAGGUUUGAUACAACAGCUUUUUGCUUUUUAUUGGCAUUACUGAGGAUAUUAUGUAAAGGCAUGGUCACAUUUAGCUUUGCAAGGCGAAAUUCUGUGGUGGCAUGUCGAGCGUGUAAAGACCAGCAAAAAACUAAUUUUUUUUUUAUUGCAGCACUUUAUACUCUGUGAGAGUGAUGUUAAAAAAAAAUGCGCUGCUAAAAUGAUAUCCUUGUCCAUUGUGAAUAUUCAGUGUAGUUGUGUACGAAGCACCACCCACACAGAGGUCCCUGCCAAAUCAAGCAACUUCCUAUUGGUCAACGCGGCGAAUUUGCCGGUCAAGUUCACACGAAAUCCGCUAGAGGAAAUUCUUCGCCACUGAAGUCAAUCGCGCAGAUUCCCCCUGAAAUUACUCUUUUGCCCACGGAAUUUCGCCAUGUGAAGGUAAAUCUGACCAUGCCUUAAGACUGCAGUGUAUGCAAAUAUA
Myxocyprinus asiaticus (Chinese sucker) is the source of this 1741-nucleotide messenger RNA. RefSeq lists its product as uncharacterized. The transcript has 5 exons. Lineage: Eukaryota; Metazoa; Chordata; Actinopteri; Cypriniformes; Catostomidae. Bases 248 to 1189 code for a protein of 313 amino acids. The record is from RefSeq and is a predicted model, not a curated record.